GGCCGAGAAAGAAAACUACCUCAGCUGCGGGGUUCAAAAGGGUCUUGAUGUCCAAGUUUACUUUCCCUCUCAUUUAUCUCUCAUGAAUUUCUUUCAUCAUCUUUUAUCUCUUAUGUAACCCAAAGAGCAUCCUUCUUUGUCGUUGUGAGCAAAAUUCGCCCAAAAUGCCCAUUGACUUCCACCUGUCCGCUUCCCAGGAGGGAACUUAUCAAGCUGCCCGGUCUUUGGCCCGCAAUUUGCUGAUGCCAGCCCGGCAAACCUAUCUUCAACACCCACCCAACUCCCCUCUACGCUUCCAAUCAACACAACCCACUUAUGCCGCCGCGGUUUCUGCGGGGAUUCUCAAGGGCCAAAUCUCCCCUGCUCAUGGAGGCACUGGCGGCACCCUCAUUGAAUCCGCUAUCCUAGUAGAAGAAUGCUACUCCAUCGAACCUUCCGCCGCCCUCACCAUCUUCGCCACUGGUCUCGGCCUCACACCCAUCAACCUCGCUGCUGGACCUCAGCACGCAGAAUUCCUUGCCCCUUUCCUCAGUGGUGAAGGUAGCCCCCUUGCGUCUCUGGUCUUUUCCGAACCAGGUGGCGUAGCCAAUGCUCUUGAAAAGGGCGCGCCAGGUUUCCAAACAACCGCCCGACUGGAAGGAGAUGAGUGGGUCAUCAACGGAGAAAAGAUGUGGGCUACUAACUGCGCAGGCUGGGAUUUCAAGGGGUGUGAUCUUGCUUGUGUCGUUUGCAGAGAUGCUACUACUCCGUUGGAAGAAGGACAAGAUCCAGAAAACAAGGUGAUGAUCGUUUUGGUCACGAGGGCUGAUUUGGAUAGGAAUGGAGAGGGAAGCUUUGAAGUGUUGAGACAUGUGGCUACACCGGGACAUACGAGUGUAUCGGGACCUCACGUAAGGUAUACUAAUGUCAGAGUUCCGACGAAAAAUGUACUUUGUCCGGCCGGACAGGGAGCAAAGGUAGCGUUUGGAGCCUUUGAUGGGAGCGCUGUUUUGGUGGGGGCAAUGGGGGUUGGCUUGAUGAGGGCUGCUUUUGAUGCUGCGCUAAAAUUUGCCAAGGAGGACAACAGAGGAGGGGCAGUGCCACUGCUGGAGAGGCAGGCUUUUGCGGAUCUGUUGAGCGGGGUAAAGAUACAGACUGAAGCUGCGAGAGCACUGACAUGGAAGGCUGCUCACGCUAUGGAGAAUGGACCGGGUGACUAUGAUGCCAGGAGGGAGCUGGCUCUGGCGGCCAAGGUGUUUUGCAGUGAGGCGGCUGUUAAGGCUUGUACGGAUGUGAUCAAUGCAGUCGGGAUCUCGGCAUACGACCUCCAAAGGCCAUUCUCGGACCUCCUGAACACAGCUGUGGUGUUGCCGAUCUUUGAUGGUGGAAAUGUUGGAAUCCGUAGGCGCCAUUUACAGCAGUUAAUGCUGAAACCAACAUACGAUGCCUGGUCAUCAACGUAUGGUAGUUUGCCUUGACCCGGCUGCAGGAUUGAAAGUAGGUGGCCAGUCGCAUAAGGUGAUUUCUGAUGAAAAGAAGGCAGUCCAAAGGUCAUACUGUUGGCUGAACUGAAGACGCUCAACUCUUGGCUACUCUGUUUGUCUGACACUUUCGGCAGAGGAGAAGUCCAGCUGUUGUGUGGUAGCUGGUAGGAGUCAAUAAUGAAUGUAUAUCCCGAGCUAUCGCUCUGCAACCUUUGCUGCGCAUUGCUGUCACAGAAUACAUCAAGGGUUUCAAUACCUCGUGAAGCCAUCA
Molecule: messenger RNA, 1734 nt
Organism: Podospora bellae-mahoneyi
Lineage: Eukaryota; Fungi; Ascomycota; Sordariomycetes; Sordariales; Podosporaceae
Exons: 3
Coding region: 165-1457 (430 amino acids)
Biological process (GO): butyrate catabolic process; fatty acid beta-oxidation using acyl-CoA dehydrogenase
Molecular function (GO): flavin adenine dinucleotide binding
Source: RefSeq, a predicted model, not a curated record